This is a messenger RNA of Saccostrea echinata, 4780 nucleotides long. Its product is annotated as protein transport protein Sec24C-like. Gene Ontology annotation, biological process: COPII-coated vesicle cargo loading; endoplasmic reticulum to Golgi vesicle-mediated transport; intracellular protein transport. The transcript is spliced from 23 exons. Gene Ontology annotation, cellular component: endoplasmic reticulum exit site; COPII vesicle coat. Bases 174 to 3863 code for a protein of 1229 amino acids. Lineage: Eukaryota; Metazoa; Mollusca; Bivalvia; Ostreida; Ostreidae. Gene Ontology annotation, molecular function: SNARE binding; zinc ion binding. The record is from RefSeq and is a predicted model, not a curated record.
UGUUCCACCGGAUGUCAUUCUUCAGUACGUGGCAAACACUUCGUAUGUUUUGACUCGUGUUAACACUGUAAUAUAGUGUACCUCUGAAGUGAAAUUACUGAAUACAUUUAAAUACAAGGCAGAUUCUCGAAAACAGGUACAUGUUAUCAGAAUAGCUACAAGAAAAUGACACAAUGAAUCCCAACUACCCGGGAAGUACACAAGGACAAAUGCCUCCCACAGGGUAUGGGGCACCUGGUAUGAACCCAGGAGGACAAAUGAGACCCCCAGGUCCUGGUCACAUGAAUAGUCCAGGAGGUUAUGGUGUACCACCUAAACCAGGGCCAGGACAGUAUAUGACUCCACCUACAGCUAAUGGGCCUCAGUAUCCAAACAUGGGUCAACCAGGAAAUAUUCCUGGAAAACCUCCGGAUAUGAAUAACUUUCCAAAACCUACUACAAGUAUGCAAAACAAUAUGGGUCCAGGCAUGCCUCCUCAACAGAGAACUCCAUCAUCAGCAAGUCAGAUUUCAAAUGGUUUGAAUGCAAUGCAUAUAUCUCAGCCAAGGGGUCCUGGUCCAAAUCAAAACUUUGGUGCUCCUACAUCAUCAGGACAGCCACGUGUGUUUCCACCUGGUGGCCCAAACACACAAGGUAGUUCUGGGUUACCUCCACCAGGUCAAAUGGGUGGCACAACACGGCCACCUACUAGCCAUAUGGGAGGACCUGCCCCAGGCCAGUUAGGAGGUCCACCCACAAGUCAGUUUGGUGGAGGCCCUCCCACAAGCCAGUAUGGUGGAGGUCCUCCCACAAGUCAGUAUGGCGGAGGUCCUCCUACAAGCCAUUAUAGUGGGGGACCACCAACAAGCCAGUAUGGAGGGACUCCACCCACAAGUCAGUAUGGAGGAGCUCCACCCACAAGCCAGUACGGAGGGGCUCCACCCACAAGUCAGUAUGGAGGGGCUCCACCCACAAGUCAGUACGGAGGGGCUCCACCCACAAGUCAGUAUGGGGGAGCUCCACCCACAAGUCAGUAUGGAGUGGCUCCACCCACAGGUCAGAUGGGAGGAUUACCAGGUCCCCCAACAAGUCGAUCUGGAGGAAUGGCUGGACCACCACCUACAACACCAGGAAUGCCUCCAGUUUCAUCAUCGAUGGGUGGUAUGCCCCCACAUUCUAGGCCUGGUCCCUCAUCAGGCCCACCUACAGGGAUGAAUCAAGGACCCCCUUCUGGACUGUCCAUGACAGAUAGGUACGGACAAGGUCCACCAAGUGGACCUCCAUCUGGUCCUGGUAUAAUGUCUCAGCCUGGCCCUGGUUCAUUUCCUCCUCCCCCAGGACCUGGUGGUUUACCUUCUUCAAAUCAGUAUGGAGGUUCUGGACCUGGUCAGUUUCCUCCUCAGCCUGGCCAGACAAUCCCAGGGCAGAUGCCACCACAAACAGGAGGACAGCCACGAUAUCCAGGAGGAACCAUGCCAGGGCAGUCCUUCCCACCCAACUACCCAGGAGCUCAACCCAUGGCAGGGCCAGGUGGGAUGCAGCAGCCAUCUGGACCUAAAAAACUGGACCCUGACCAGAUGCCUAGUCCAAUUCAAGUGAUAGAAGACGACAGAGCCAAUAGGAGUGGGGUUUUCCAAACUGCCAAAGGGGCAGUACCACCAUCAGUUACAACUAAUUUUACUGUACAGGAUCAAGGAAAUUGUAACCCUCGUUUUAUGAGGAGUACAAUGUACAAUGUUCCCUGUACCUCGGAUAUGUUAAAGAGCUGUCAUGUACCAUUUUCUCUAAGCAUCAAUCCAUUCGCUAAACUCCCAGAAGAAGAGCUGAAUCCUCCAAUUGUAAAUCUUGGGGAGAUAGGACCAGUAAGAUGUAAGAGAUGUAAAGCCUACAUGAAUCCCAAUAUGAUGUUUAUUGAUGGAGGGAGGAGAUUUCAGUGUGUGUUUUGUGGAGCAGCUACUGAUGUGCCAGCAGAGUAUUUUGCACAUCUGGACCACACAGGAAGAAGAAUUGAUAGUUAUGACAGACCAGAACUGUGUUUAGGCUCCUAUGAAUUUGUAGCUACAAAAGAUUAUUGUAAGAAUGGAACAUUGCCAAAUGCACCAGCAUUUAUUUUUAUGAUUGAUGUGUCCUAUAACAGUAUAAAAAGUGGAUUAGUACAUUUGAUAUGCGAGAGAUUAAAAGAAGAUGUCUUAGUUAAUCUGCCAAAAGAAGUUGGUCAGGAUGAGUCAGAAAUCCGAGUUGGAUUUGUUACAUAUGCUAAAGAAAUUCAUUUCUAUAAUGUAAAGGGUAACUUGGCCCAGCCCCAGAUGUUGGUUGUAUCAGACUUGGAUGAUGUGUUUGUGCCAUUGUUGGAUGGAUUUCUUGUGAAACUUUCAGAAUCUGAGGCAGUCAUUGACAGUUUGUUAUCACAGAUCCCUCAGAUGUUUGCAGAGUCUAGAGAGACAGAAACUGUAUUAGGGCCAGUCAUUCAAGCCGGCUUAGAUGCUUUAAAGUCUGCUGAUCGUAGUGGAAAACUGUACAUAUUUCAUACUUCUCUGCCAAUAGCAGAGGCUCCAGGAAAAUUAAAGAAUAGGGAUGACCGGAAACUUCUAGGAACUGAGAAAGAAAAAACAAUUCUGACUCCCCAGAGCAACUUCUACACUAAGCUAGGCCAGGAGUGUGUCACUGCAGGUUGUAGUGUGGACUUGUUUUUGUUCCCUAACGCAUACAUCGAUAUUGCCACAAUAUCAGAAGUGUGUCGUCUCACAGGAGGAAAUAUAUACAAGUACAGCUACUUUCAGGCUGACUUGGAUGGUGAUCGUUUCCUGGAAGAUCUGAAGCAUAAUGUAAAGAACCAGACAGCUUUUGAUGCUAUUCUUCGUGUCAGAGCCAGUACAGGUAUUCGAGCUGUAGACUUCCUGGGCAAUUUCUACAUGUCUAACACAACAGAUGUUGAGCUGGCAGCUAUAGACAAAGAACAAGCUAUUAAUGUUGAGAUUAAACAUGAUGAUAAAUUAAAUGAAGCUGAUGGUGCAUAUAUUCAGGUAGCAGUGCUGUUUACCAGUGUUGGAGGACAGAGGAGACUAAGGAUACACAACCUGUCUCUAAACUGCUGUACUCAAAUGGCUGACCUCUUCAGAAACACCGAGUUAGAUACCCUCAUCAAUUACAUGGCCAAACACGCUGUCAAAACAGGCCUGAACUCUAACCCCAAGCAGGUGAGGGAGGGAGUAAUGAACCAGGUAGCCCAGAUUCUGGCCUGUUACAGGAAGAAUUGUGCCUCCCCCUCUUCUGUAGGUCAGCUGAUUCUGCCAGAGUCAAUGAAACUCCUCCCUCUGUACGCCAACUGUGUCAUUAAAAGCGAUGCUCUACAAGGUGGAUCUGAAAUAUCUACCGAUGAUAGAAGUUACCUUAUGCAUAAACUCAAUUCUAUGGAUGUUGAAUCAACUCAAGUGUUCUUCUAUCCAAGGCUGUUACCCAUGCAUGACUUGGAAUCCCAUGGAGACCGAAUUCCUCCAGCCAUCAGAUGUUCUGCAGAAAGACUCCGAGAUAAUGGCGUGUAUCUCCUAGAGAAUGGUAUUUCCAUGUUCUUAUGGAUUGGUCACAAUGUAGAGCCACACUGGGUUCAACAGGUGUUUUCAGUACAAAGUGCUGCCCAGAUAGACAUUGAUAAGUGUAAAUUGAUUGACCUUGAUAAUCCUGUAUCACAGAAAUUAAGGGAUGUAAUCAAUUCAAUACGAAGUGAACGGGGUAGAUAUAUGAAGUUAACAAUUGUUCGACAGCGGGACAAGUUGGAGCCAUGGUUUAACCACUUCCUUGUAGAAGACAAAGGACAUAGUGGAAGUGCUUCAUACGUAGACUUCUUAUGUCACAUACACAAAGAAAUUCGGAACUUAUUAAGCUAAAGAAAACUAUCUUCAUAAACACAAAAUACAAAUAUUGUCCAAACAGACAUAACCAUCUGCAGCAGAGAAGAAACCAAAAUAUCAGGGAUUUCUCCUGAAAAUUUCAAGAAUGGGAACAUCAGAUAUUUUAGACAGACUGAGUUAUACAGAUUUGGGUGGACGCCUGGUGAUAUGAUGUGAUGAAGUAUCUUUGUCUUGACUUUACAUGGAUUCUCUGUGAUAUGGCCCGUAGUAAUGUUCCAAGGGCAAAACUUUAUACCUGUAGACUGGCCUUUCUAGCUGCCAAAUUAACAAAGACAAUUGCAAAAAUAUACUCUUAAUACUAAUCAGUUGACAUCUAAUGCCAUAAAAUGAAUACAUACCCAAUCUUCAUGCAAAUGUUGUGAUGCUAAAUGAGUACAUGUAUGUCUAUUGAUUGCCAGAUUCUCAGAAAGAUAAAUUGAGCAUUUUAUUUUAAAUACACCAUUUUUGCUGCAUGAUAUUGUAAAUGGGCUUUAAAAACAAAUAUUUAUUCAUGAAUUGUUUUGUUAAGCAUUAGUUAAUUAUCAUCAUUGGACAGGUGAAUGUUGUGGGUGGGGAUUUUAUUUUCAUGAAUUUUUACCACAUAUUUCUGUCUUCUAUUCUUUAUUUGAAUGUAUGAAUUCUCAGAACUUAAAAUGUAUUUAUUAUAAACAUGUUCAUUAAAUUUAGAGACUUCAGAAACUCAAGUCAGUGUCUGAUACUAACUUUAUUGAUGAUACAAUGUAAACAUGAUGAUGCUUAAGUAUUUUAACAUUAAGGAUUGAUUGUGGUCAACAGCUUGAUUUUCUAGUCUAUGAUGGUGUUCUCUCAAUAUAGAUUAUACAGACAGAGACUUUGGAAUGAGAGUUUAUCACCACAGUGUUAGCAAGUGGAAAAUAAAAACUGGAAAAAAAGUU